AUGCGGUGCGAUGUGGACGAUGAGGCCACCGACCAACUUCAUACUCCUCGUAGGGCGCAGCGUGCUCUAACGAACAUGCCUGAUCAUUUUAGUCCUGACGCUGAGCUUGCUGAAGCGGAACAUGAAUGGUGGGGAUGGCCAGCACAGCAGCAGACUGCAAGCAAUCCAUUUGAAAGCAUGCCGUGGCCUACCCUCACAACACCCCCUGAACUUCCCCAAGAGGUGAGAGCGCCGAAACUUGAGGAAGUAAAGGACAAUCAAGUAGUUACCGCAGAUCGUUGGAAGACCAUUUCACAAAUGCCUACCUUUGAUCCUGCAUCCGGAAAUGCUUCACCAUGGGAGGUGGGGCUGCGAUAUGAGGUAUGGAAGAAGCAGGUGUUAACGACAGCAUCUGCAAUUUCGCCAUCGUUUGUUGAGUAUGUCAAGAAAUGUUUUGAGGAAGGACUCCGUCGGCAUCACGAACAAAUUCAAGGCAACCGUGCCGCACCUUUGCAGCCUAUUCAGGGUUUUCCUGCAGAGUUUGAGGCCCGGUUUGUGAUGUCAUUAUUGACGAUUCUACCAGACAACAUCAAAACUCCAGCACUUGAAGGCGACAAUGUCAGUGAUAACAUCAGAUCAGUGAGGCUGAUUGAAGAGAUCCUCUUGCGUGUCCAACCAGGAGGACUUGAGGAGCAGUCAACUUUGAUGCGUUUCGUUCGAGGCCUGCAGCCUGCGGCAUCAGCUAAGGAAGCACUUGACUUGAUUCGUAGAUGGAAGUUGGCCAAACAGCGGAUUGCAUCACUAGGACUUCCAGAGCCAGCAUGCUUUGAACAGUUGAAAGGCAUCGGCGUUCUUCUGGGAAGGUUAGAAAAGAAACAUGAACAGUUGCGUAUGAGGCUCGCACUCCUUCGAUUGAAUCCGGAUGUCCAGAUGGGUAAGCCGGGAGCAGUGGAAACCAUUCUGGAUAAUUGUGAUCAGCAGUUGCGACAAAUUGCAGCGGAUGAAACUUCAAAGGAGGGUGGAAACAGUGAGUCGAUUAUUGCAGUUACGAAGGGCACUGGCAAGGGUUUAUCCAAAGAAGACAAAAAGAAGAUCACUUGUCCAUUCCUUGCGAAGCCAGGUGGAUGUUCUUUUGGGGAUCGUUGUCAUUACUCACAUGCUAAUCAACCAAGAGCAAAACCCAAAGCUGAGCCGAAACGCGGAGUGCCACCCGCGAAAUCAGAGCCUGCGCCGAAGAAGAAGUGUAUCUUUCAUGCGCGUAAGACGGGUUGUAAAAAAGGGGAUGCGUGUGAAUAUCUUCAUGAAGGGCCGAGUGGAGCAGCUCAAGCCGCAGCUGGAGGACCAGGCCUUGUGGGAGGCACAGCCAGUCAAGUAGAUACUGGCACAUCGUCCGCAUCGGAUUCUAAAGGCACGAAGGCUAAGGCGAAAGCAAAGACCACAGCGAAGGCAGCCCCGAAGGUGUGCACAGCCCAUUCUACUGUGUCUUCAUUUGCGUGUAUGUUUGCUUCGCGACCACUGAGAUCACAAGGGGUCGCAGCAGUGCCACUGGGAGAGCUUUGGAUGUGUGAGAUGGGACCUGAUGAGCUUAUUCAUUGGAUGAAAAAUCCGUUUGGAGUGACGGGGUUUUUCACAUCGACAACGGACUCAUUGUUGGGAUCUGCAUGGUUGGCAGCUUUUGACGCGAAUCGCUUUGAUGCCCUAGCAGACAUUGAUCCAGACCUUGGAGGCGGGAACAGCAUCAUUGAUGUUUCUCUCGCGACGGCUUGGAACCAGAGGACUUUAGAACAUGAGACUUGCUUUGUGUUCAUCAUUCACACUAGUGCUGAAGACUACCUUCAUGUAGCCUUGAUGGUUGCAGAGCAUCGUCCGGGUUGCGAUCGGCCCAUGAAUGACCUUCAGAAGCGCCGAUGGGCUGAAUCAUUUGUUGCACGGCCUAUUGUGGAAGAGAUGGACGGUGAACAGGAGGAGACUCAGUCCGUGCACCCUAGCUUUGGGGAUGACUCUGAGCUUUCUUCGCUGUCGGAAGGAACUGAAGAUUCGGAGGGUUCCACUGUGUCAUUUGAUUCUCGAGGGUAUGAAUCCGAUGAUCAAGUUGAGAGCUUUUGGUAUCUGGUGCUGUCUAGAGAUGAGUAUCUUGAGUGGAAGCGGCCAGGAACAUUGAUCACACGUGCGAGGAACCCCUUUAAGCCUGUCGUGGGCAGUACAUCAGUGGCCACCGGGAUUUGGCGAGCCCUGGAGUCUGUGGACUUUUCACUGCCGCUUCGGCAGUUGGCUAUGGGCCAAGGACAAGUCAUUCUCGAGGCACAGACCGUGUACGUGCUACAUGCAGAUCGGGUUUUCAGGGAAUGUGUGCUAGUGUGGAUUCUAGACAUGGAUUCUGGACAAGAGCAGUUCUUGAUUCUGGCAAAGGGCGUAGUAGCACCGCGAGUGGAAAGGGACAUUAGACAAGUCACGGAACCAUCGCAAGCAGCUCCGCCUCGGAGAUCACCGCCAGGAGGAGACAUGUCCUCCAGCAGUCAGGGAAUUCCACAGGUUGAUGCGUGCAUCAGUGCAGUGAAUCAGCAGGGAUCGGAUGGCAUUCUUCUUGAUUCAGGUGCAAAUGAGAUUCUACGACAGGUCCGUGUCACACCAAAGAAUUCAAUACCUUUGCCGUUGCAGUUGGCCGAUGGCCAGAACAUCAUGGCUCAUCGCACCUGCUGCGGUGAAGUGGUCAUCCAGGGUGAGCCAGGCGAGUUUAUAUGUGGAGUAAAUCGCCUAAUCCAAAUAGGUUGCAAGUUUGAAUGGGAGAAGACGGGAGCCUACCUCACGCUCCCGGAUGGGUGUCCAUUGGUUUUCGAUCCACAUGAGUGGCAUGGUACAGAGCCAUGGAUUGGAGAGAGGUGUACAAUUGUUGCCUACACUUCGGGAGCUUGGGAACAGUGCAGCGGAGAUGAGAAGGCAGAGUUGGCACGUUUGGGAUUUCCGUUACCGCGCAGUAACAUGGUUGCAACAGCAGAGCAAACCACAGCAGACAUCGACACAGUUCCAGUUCACACCACAGUCAACAGUGAAGGGAACCAGAAGGGUUUAUGCGAACGGGACUUCACUGAAGGGGUUCAGGGUGUUCAGGGUCGUAGAGACGUGCAAUCAUGUGCUCAUGGAGCCUCUGUGUUAGAAAGCGACUUGGAGUAUGAGCCCUCGUUGCUGGCUGACGCACCGGUCCUGGAAUCCGAACCUGAACUCAUCUUGGAUCCUGAUCAGGAUUUGCCAGUUGCCGAUGAGGACUCUCCGUAUGAAUAUGCGCACAAACAGAAGCCAGAUCACACUGUUGCUGAUUUUGGAUCCCGUGGAACACUGCGUCCACAUCGAAGGCUAAGCCGUGACGAUGUGGCGCAAGGCUGUUUGUCUAUUGACAUCACGGGUCCUUUCAAAAAGGGUUUCGGUGAUUAUCGGUAUGCUUUGAUUGGAAACUUCAAUGCUCCAGAGUCUGAUCCCUUAUACUUCUGCAGACCGCUGAAACGAAGAUUGAAGGCAGAGGUCAUCGGAGUAGUGUUUGACAUGGUUGCUCAGAUUCACUCCAUGGCUGGCGCGAGGCCAGAAGUAGUACGGUUACAUAGUGAUUGCGCUGCUGAGUUUGUGGCCAAGGACAUGAAGGCAGCCGCGGAACAGAAGGGAAUCUAUCGCACCAUGUCAGUUCCGUAUGAGCAUGCAUCCAACGGAAGGGCUGAAAGAGCCAUUAGAUACUUGAAGGAAAGGGCAACUAAGUUCAUUCUGGAAUCAGGUGCACCGUCGGAGCUGUGGCCUUUUGCACUAUGUGAGGCGGCGAUCGUGCAACGUGAGGAGGUGUUGAAUCUCAAAAGGAUGAAGAAUCAGCCGAAGCCAUGGAUGUUGGUUGCGAUCAACAUUCAUAGUCCUGAACCCUUCACGGCAAAAACCGAGACCGCACGCUUCCUGUGUAGGGAUGAACACACCUCCAGCGGAGCUUUGUGUAUGGUGUCUAGGAACGGGAGGCAGGUGAUUACAACGGCACGGUUACCAGCUGUGAUUCCGGUGGAUCAGAGGGUGUGGCGUACGCAUACAACACCUCUAGGAGAUCUGGUAUGGGUGUCAGAUCGGGGCGACGUUCGAGAUGCGGACGCCUUGAGGGACAUUGGUCAAGAUCUGGGGUUGAUUACGUAUGAAGAAAGCCAGCUGGGACCAUCGCCAAACGCAGGGAACUUUCCAGUGCACAUCGCAGCCAAAACGGUAUCUGCGCCACACAGGUGCACUUGCAAGAGGUGUACAUUGAAACGACAUUCUGAACCUGCCGAUGCUACAGCCUAUCAGGUUGGAGAUGCUGAUGAGGAAACAACUGCUGAUGAAAAGGCAGCUUUACUUCAAGAGGUUAUGGCAGCUAAGGCGAGUGCAGAAACUUUGACCACAUCGGUUUUAUUUCAAGGAACACCUGAGCGCAGGGAGAAGUGGUAUAAGGCAGCGGUCAAGGAAAUGGACGGGAUGAAGGCCAAAAACGUUCUUGAGGACUUAGAUCGGGAUCAUUUGCGAGAACAGUUGGGGCUGAACCCAGAUGAGCCGAUUCCAGAAAUUCUUCCAUGUAAGCUGGUCGUGGCCGCCAAACCAGAGGAUGUGGCACCAAUCACGGUUUCGGGUGACGGUACAAACGCUGAUCCUGCAGAGCAACCUUGGAAGGCCAAGAUUCGGUUAUGCGCAUGCGGAAAUUUCGAAGGGGCUCGUGAACAUGAGGAUAACACCACAUCCAAUGUGUCGCCGAUUGCUUUACGCCUUAUGGCGCACGAACUUGCAAAACACAAAUCAUGGGUUGGGGCCAAUGGGGAUGUGAGUAUGGCAUUCCUGAAUACAGAGUUAGAGCCAUCCGAGAUUGUCCUACUCGAGCCGCCAUCGGCUCUUAAGAAACUGGGCCUGGUGGCACCUCGCACCAUCUGGCGUGCACGACGGUACAUCUACGGCCUGAGGCGAUCACCAAAGAAAUGGGCACGCCUACGCGAUGACACCAUGCACGGCAAGUCCUUGAAGUAUGACGGGAAUCGUGAACUUGUGAUCUCGUUGGUUGAUGAACAGGAGGGCAUUUUUCAUAUUCGGGAUUCGGCGUCGCAGGAACUGGUUGCGUUAUGCGCGAUGUAUGUGGAUGACAUUUGGUGCAUUGGGUUGCCAUCUGCGGUUACUGCCAUUCUGGGCUUCGUGUCAGGCACUUGGGAAACAAAAUUGGGGGGAUUCAUUUCCCGAGAUCCUUCCGUAACCAUCUCAGUGAAUGGCGAGGCUCUUCCCCGUUUGGAUGAGAUCACGUUCAUCGGGCAGCAGUUCCGCUUUGAGGGUGACGAGGUUGUGAUUAGUCAGCGGUGCUGGUUGUUGAAUGAACUUGCGAAAAGAAAUUGGCUUCACUUGAAGGGCACUCCAUCAUUACCCAUCCUCGAACAAGGACCGGAUGAAGAUCGAGAAUCAGGCGAGUAUAAGCGGCACUUGCAGGAAGCUCAAACUGAAGUAGGUUGUUUGAUGUGGUUGAGCACGAAAACGAGACCAGACAUACUUGCUUCAGUAUCACAAGUUGCUUCUUUAAUGCAUCGCAGACCGCUUCGAGUGAUUCAAGUUACACGCGGCAUUUGGCGAUACCUGAGAUCCACCUUGAGCUUGAGCCUUCACUUCAAUGGUCACGAUGAGGGACACCUUGAGGCCUACAGUGAUGCAUCUCACGCCCCGGAGGGCGGUCGCAGCCGCUCAGGCGGAGUGGUGAUGUUGGGAUCCUCGCCUAUUGCAUGGUGGACUUCCAAACAGACGGUGACAGCAUGGUCAACGUGUGAAUCGGAGAUGGAUGCUAUGGCGUUGACCAUUUCGGAAACUAUCAAAAUCCAAGCCUUGAUUGAGAACAUGACAGGCUGGGCAUUGAAAAGUUCGUUCCGAAUCUAUGGGGACAACGCAGCCGCUGUGACAGUGGCAAAUCGUGAACACUUCACGUUGGGAGCGUGGAGGACGAGAACGUUCGCUUUGCGGGCGGAAUGGGUGCGAGACCAGAUGAGCUUGUAUGAUUUGGCUCUUUUGCACCACCCUGGAGAAUCGUUAGUGGCGGAUAUGCUUACGAAAACGCUGCCAAGGAUGAGACUCCAGAAGCUCCGCGAGCUUUUGUGUUUGAAGUGA
This is a messenger RNA of Symbiodinium sp. CCMP2592, 6105 nucleotides long. The record is from the annotation of a GenBank genome assembly. NCBI's taxonomy places the organism in Eukaryota, Dinophyceae, Suessiales, Symbiodiniaceae.